Messenger RNA from Sorghum bicolor (sorghum), 1539 nucleotides. Its product is annotated as mitochondrial substrate carrier family protein ucpB. The record is from RefSeq and is a predicted model, not a curated record. The coding region runs from base 454 to 1350 and encodes 298 amino acids. The transcript has 8 exons. NCBI's taxonomy places the organism in Eukaryota, Viridiplantae, Streptophyta, Magnoliopsida, Poales, Poaceae.
UCCAAAGGAAUCACGACAAGUGUAAUUGCCGAUGCGACUGAAAAGAGUAGCAAUAAACACGUUGCGACUGCGAACGACGGACGCAAUCGGUACCUAGCACGUCGAAAUUCCUUCCGCUCCAGACCUCCAUUUCUCACGGAGGUUUAGUGUGGUGACUGGAGCAGGAAUUGCAGGAGGCCCAAUUCAAUCGGUUUCUUGUUCUUUGGUCUCUCCAGAAUCUUCCUCCGGCCGCGCUGUUCUUGGCCAGUUGGCCUAUACUCGUUUGAUUGCUUUGCCCAUUCUUUCCUGCUCCUGUUCUUGAAAAACUUUCUUUGGCAAUUUUUUCACUCUUCCCAUCGAAUCCUCAAUCCAAGAGUCCUCCCGAGGAUCCGCUUGCCCGCCGUCUCCGUUAGCGCCAAGAUUCUCGCCGGCGUUUUCUUUCUAAGGGGGAUCUGAACUGAGGAGGGAACCGUGAUGCAGCCGCGGUACGGAGACGCACGACAGCAGGUGCGGGGGCGUUACGGGCUGUACCACUUCGGCACCAGCGGCGCCGCCGUCGCCGCUGCCACCGCCUUCACCCAUCCACUCGAUGUUAUCAAAGUCAGGCUUCAAAUGCAGCUUGCUGGGCAAAGAGGAAACUUAGUUGGAAUGGGAACAAUAUUUACACAAAUGGUUGAAGCGGAAGGGACUCGAUCACUCUACCUGGGACUUGCACCAGCUUUGACAAGAUCUGUUGUGUAUGGUGGCCUUCGGUUAGGAUUGUAUGAGCCCUGCAAGCAUGUCUGCAGUUAUGCAUUUGGUUCAACAAACUUUGCUUUUAAAUUUGCAUCUGGAGUCAUUGCUGGGGGCCUUGCAACUGCUUUAACAAAUCCCAUGGAGGUUUUGAAGGUGAGGUUGCAGAUGAGUAAAAGCAGUACCAGUACAAUAGGAGAGAUGAGGAAAGUUUUAGCACAUGAAGGGUUCAAAGCACUUUGGAAAGGAGUUGGCCCAGCAAUGGCAAGAGCAGGUUGCCUCACCGCAUCACAAAUGGCAACUUAUGAUGAGGCCAAGCAGGCCUUAAUGAAGUGGACACCACUUGAAGAAGGUUUUCAAUUACAUCUCAUCUCGAGUUGCAUAGCUGGAACAGCUGGCACUCUUGUGACCGCACCUGUAGACAUGAUCAAAACACGGUUAAUGCUGCAACGGGAGUCCAAAGGUACCAGAGUAUACAGGAACGGGUUCCAUUGUGCUUACCAGGUUGUGGUGACAGAGGGUGUGAAAUCACUUUAUAAAGGCGGAUUUGCCACAUUUGCGAGAUUAGGCCCUCAGACAACGAUCACCUUCGUCGUGUGCGAGAAACUGCGUGAACUUGCAGGAAUGACUGCUAUCUAGUACCACCCCAAAUUGCAUAGGCAUACUCUAGCCGAAUUUUCACAUCAUUUUUCAUUCAUCAUUCUUGAUGAGAAGGGAGAAAUAAGCACCCACUGGGAUGUUUAAGGAUUGGGAAGCUGAAGCUUCUGCAGAUUUGCCGUACCACAUUCUAAAUUUUGAAAUGGCGUGACUGUAUCGGUAUAAUUUAUA